GGGCAUAUUAAAAUUUGGGAGCUGAAAUUGUGGCAUAAGCAUAGCUGGCAAAUACAACAUGCAGCCCAGGCCCAGGCCCAGUACAGUACACCAAAUUCAAUUUCUUUUUUUCCCUUUCUCUAAUACACACUAGCUCCUCCUUCUCUUCUCUCUCUCCCUUUUCUUUUGUUUCUUUCUUCUUCAACAUCCACUGCACAAUUGCCACAUGAAUCAUUAGUUAGGGUUUAUUCUCCAAGAAAAGCAAUGAGUGCGUCCAGGUUCAUCAAGUGUGUCACUGUGGGUGACGGUGCCGUUGGCAAGACUUGCAUGCUCAUCUCCUACACCAGCAACACUUUUCCUACGGACUACGUGCCAACUGUCUUUGACAAUUUCAGUGCAAAUGUAGUUGUGGAUGGAAGCACUGUGAAUCUUGGGUUGUGGGAUACUGCUGGCCAAGAAGAUUACAAUAGAUUAAGACCCUUAAGCUAUCGUGGAGCAGAUGUAUUCCUGCUUGCUUUCUCUCUCAUAAGCAGGGCUAGCUAUGAAAAUGUUGCCAAGAAAUGGAUUCCUGAGUUGAGGCAUUAUGCUCCUGGUGUUCCAAUUAUUCUUGUUGGAACAAAACUUGAUCUUCGGGAUGAUAAGCAGUUCUUUCAAGACCAUCCUGGUGCAGUGCCUAUCACCACAGCACAGGGUGAGGAGCUGAGAAAGCUUAUCGGUGCUCCAGUUUACAUUGAAUGUAGUUCAAAAACGCAACAGAAUGUGAAGGCUGUUUUUGAUGCGGCCAUCAAGGUAGUUCUCCAGCCCCCAAAACAGAAGAAAAAGAAGAGAAAGGGGCAAAAGGCCUGUUCCAUUUUGUGAUCUUCAGUUCUUAAUAUAGUAGUUCGUGGAGGAUGACAUGACCGUAGUCUUCACCAUUCUAUAUCUUAUACUAUUUCCAACCUAGAUGAAGGAAUCACCAUGUCCAACUGAUUGGUGUGCACACAACUUGCGUUUCUGCUGUAGGAUCUGUACAGUCGUAAUUUCAAUAUGUUUGGUGUGCACACAACUUGCGUUUCUGCUGGCCGUUUACCUGCUAUAUUGAUUAUUAAAUGGCCAUUUCCACCAGUGGACACGGGUUGUAUUCAUGUUGUAAUCUAAUCUAGGAAGUGCUUGCAUAUGUGGCUUUGGAUGUGAACCAAGUAUAUGUAAUUAAUUAUGUUAGCUGCUUUUAACAGCUUGGAUAUAUAGAUGGUUUGAUUAAGGUUUCAUUCUUCCAUUUGUUUA
Molecule: messenger RNA, 1242 nt
Organism: Glycine soja
Lineage: Eukaryota; Viridiplantae; Streptophyta; Magnoliopsida; Fabales; Fabaceae
Product: rac-like GTP-binding protein RAC1
Exons: 7
Coding region: 244-837 (197 amino acids)
Biological process (GO): establishment or maintenance of cell polarity; actin filament organization; regulation of cell shape
Cellular component (GO): cytoplasmic vesicle; nucleus; cell projection
Molecular function (GO): protein kinase binding; GTP binding; GTPase activity
Source: RefSeq, a predicted model, not a curated record